Molecule: messenger RNA, 1872 nt
Organism: Polyodon spathula (Mississippi paddlefish)
Lineage: Eukaryota; Metazoa; Chordata; Actinopteri; Acipenseriformes; Polyodontidae
Gene: hacl1
Product: 2-hydroxyacyl-CoA lyase 1
Exons: 18
Coding region: 65-1777 (570 amino acids)
Biological process (GO): fatty acid alpha-oxidation
Cellular component (GO): peroxisome
Molecular function (GO): thiamine pyrophosphate binding; magnesium ion binding; catalytic activity
Source: RefSeq, a predicted model, not a curated record
CUGUUGUAUUGUACUUUGAACAUAGAGCUUCGUUAACAUUUAUAACCAAGGAGACACUGGGGAAAUGGAAAUGGAUAUAAUAACAGGAGCUCAGAUUAUUUCAGAGGCCCUACGAGCACAAAAUGUCAGAUACAUGUUUGGGGUCGUUGGUGUUCCUAUAAUAGAAGUUGCCAUGGCAGCCCAAGCGGCUGGGAUUGAGUAUGUGGGAAUGAGAAAUGAACAGGCGGCUUGCUAUGCUGCUUCUGCUGUCGGCUAUCUAACUGGAAGGCCAGGAGUGUGUCUUGUUGUCUCUGGUCCAGGUCUCAUUCAUGCCUUAGGAGGAAUGGCAAAUGCUAACAUGAAUUGCUGGCCUGUUAUUGUUAUUGGAGGGUCCUCAGACCAAAACCAAGAGACAAUGGGGGCAUUUCAAGAGUUUCCACAGGUGGAAGCCUGUAGACUCUAUAGUAAGUUUUCAGCAAGACCCAGCAGCCUUGAAGCCAUUCCAUCAGUCAUUGAGAAGGCAGUAAGAAGCAGCAUUUAUGGCCGCCCAGGGGCAUGUUACAUUGACAUACCUGGAGACAUGGUAAACGGCAAGGUCGACAGGUCAAAAGUGAGAGAAGUGUCGUGUUGCUUGCCGCCUCCAGUGACUAUGGCAGAACCUCAGUCUGUGUCUCAAGCAGUGUCUGUCCUAAAACAGUCCAAGAGACCUCUCGUUAUCAUUGGCAAAGGUGCUGCUUAUUCCCGAGCUGAAAAUAAUAUCAGAGAUCUCGUUGACCUGUGUGGGCUUCCAUUCUUACCGACUCCAAUGGGGAAAGGGGUUCUGCCAGACACCCACCCAAUGUGUGUGGCUGCUGCUCGAUCGAGGGCUCUGCAGCAUGCUGAUGUGAUUCUGUUGCUUGGUGCAAGACUAAACUGGAUCCUGCAUUUUGGUCUCCCACCAAGAUUCCAUCCAGAUGUCAAGAUCAUACAGGUUGACCUUUGUGCUGAAGAGCUGGGUAAUAAUGUUAAGCCGUCUGUUGCACUGCUGGGUGACGUAAAUGCUGUUGUGAACCAGCUUUUGGAGAGCUUUAGGAAGGACCAAUGGAAGUAUCCUUUUGACACAGAGUGGUGGGAGACACUAAAAGACAAAAUCCGAAGUAAUGAAAGGGCAUCGCAGGAGCUUGCUUUGCAGGCCUCAGUGCCUAUGAACUACUACACAGUAUUUUACCGGGUCAGAGAGCUGUUGCCACGGGACUGCAUCAUUGUCAGCGAAGGAGCCAACACCAUGGACAUCGGACGGACAAUUCUUAACAACUACCUUCCACGUCACAGACUGGAUGCUGGCACAUUCGGUACAAUGGGAGUUGGCCUUGGAUUUGCUAUAGCAGCUGCAGCUGUCGCCAAGGAACAAAUCCCACAACAACGGGUCAUUUGUGUGGAAGGAGAUAGCGCUUUCGGCUUUUCUGGCAUGGAGGUUGAAACAAUAUGCAGGUACAAUUUACCAAUAAUCAUCAUUGUGGUCAAUAACAAUGGAAUCUACAGUGGUCUUGAUGAGGACACAUGGAAAGAGCUGGGAAAAAUGGGAGAACUUCCAAAUGUAGCCCCCCCUGUUUCCCUGCUUCCUAAUGCCCAUUACGAGCAGGUCAUGUCAGCCUUUGGUGGGAGCGGGUACUUUGUGAGAACCCCAGAGGAGCUGCAGGCAGCGCUGCAGGAGAGUCUAACACACUGUGAAAAACCUGCUCUGAUAAAUGUGAUGAUCGACCCAUAUUCAGACAGAAAACACCAAGAUUUUCCUUGGCUGACUCGUUCCAAUCUGUAGCUUGGCAUACUCAGUACGAACAUUUUGAAAACACUUGGAUAGUGUAUAAUCGCUCAAACCUACGGAACAUAAGAAAAGAAGUCCUGGCAAUAUAU